AUUAAAAAACUAUUCCCAGAUUCCCAGAAGCAAUGGCCAGCCCAAAAGUGCCCGCCCCUUGGUGUGGACGUGACUUCAAGCCCCGCUCUUUCGAUAAACACACGCCUGUCGUGUGCUACGACAAGCCCAGGGCAUCCGUUGUUUCUCAUAAGGAAUAUGAUGAUAAACGCUUCCUGGCCAUCACUGGAGAAACAGUGCAGACACUGGUAGUGCCAAAGCGAGAAGCUCGCACCUGGACCAUGCAGGAGGGCGAUCUGUGCCGUAUCACUGUCCACGAGGGCUCGCAAGUGGGCGAUUUGAACUUUUGGAAUCUAGAGAACACGCAGGAGCGCUUCUACUCGGGCAAGACGCGUCAGCUGCACUCCUCCCACCUGAAGAUGUACGAUCGUUUGUGGAGCUGCCUGCCCCACUUACGUCCCAUGGCCACGUUUGUGUUCGAUUCUCUGGCUAACUAUGGCAUCGACGAAGACGGCGCCUCUCUGCAUGAUGUAAUCGGAACGCGUUGUGAUGAUUACACCUAUAAGCUGAUAACGGGCCAAGAUCGCGUCGGCAGCUGCCAUAGUUCGCUUGUGAAGGCCGUGGCGGAGGAGCGCGGCCUGACCGAGCAGGAUGUCCAUGACGUGUGGAACAUCUUCAUGUGCACUGGCUUCACCAAAGACACACAGCAGUACUUCUGUAAGCCGAGUCCUGCCCGCAAAGGCGAUUUCAUCGAGUUUGUGGCUGACAUGAAUCUGCUGGUGGCUCUGAGUGCCUGUCCCCAGGGCGAUGUUUCCAUACCGGUGGGUGCCGAGGUGCCCGACGAGAAGUGUCACCCCCUUAAGGUGGAGGUGUUCCGCAAGAAAUAGGGAUUGUUGUCUCUUUACAGAGACCAAGAAUAUGUAUCGGGAUCGAGAUAUAUAUACAAGACACUAAUCAUCUGCAUGAAUAUGUCUAAGACAUACAUAUAAAAAAAUAGGGUAUACAAAUGCCCCUACUAGUAAGAAAUGACGUGACAUUCCAUACUCACUUACGUUACAUUCCAUACAAACCACAUUUGUUGACCUUUUUUGAAACCUUGUUUAAGACACAAUACAAUCAAAAUGAGUACCAAAAUGUA
Molecule: messenger RNA, 1096 nt
Organism: Drosophila pseudoobscura
Lineage: Eukaryota; Metazoa; Arthropoda; Insecta; Diptera; Drosophilidae
Exons: 2
Coding region: 33-845 (270 amino acids)
Source: RefSeq, a predicted model, not a curated record